GAGAGUGGAGAGUCAACAGCACAGAAACAGAGAGAGACGGACAACUACACCGACAGGGUGAAAGAGUUACAGAGAGAGGGGAAAAAGGGAAACUGUUGCUCACACUCUCAGCUGAAGUUUUAAGGAGGGCAGGUUUUUUUUGCAGAAAGCCUUUUUUCUUCUCUUUUCAGUGCAAGUUCCUUUUUUUUCCCUGGAGUGAGUGGGAGUGCUGUUCUUUGUGGGUCUGGGGGAGAGGAAAGGGAGGGCUGUGCUCCAUGAGAGACCACAGAACCAGCAGCAGGAGUGCUGAAUCCCGUGGAGGAGGAGGAGGAGGGAGAACUCUGAAGGAUAUAAUGCAAGUGGAUGCUGCCAUAUCCAGUGUCAGAUUUCACAAAAUGAGAGUCCAGUGGAAAGGCACUUCUGGAGGGCUCAUCCACCAUAGCAAGGAUGCCAGCUGCUAGCACGAUGACUGGUGGAAGGGCUCUUCUGCUCUGCACGAACACUGACAACUGCAUUUACCAAUCUGUCAACGGGCUCCAGUGCUGCGGGUUGAAGCUCGGGGAGGCUCCAAGUGCUGUGCCCCAGCAGCCAGAGCUGUGUGGGGACGCGGAAGGCGACAGGGCCAGUGCGGCGCGGCUCACGGCCCCGUACGACCGCGGCGACAGCCCGCGGGGCGACGACAUGCUCGCCCACAAGCGCUCCGGCAGCAUCGACACCCACGCCGAGAACGGCCUCGCCGGCUGCAGCGGCAAGCUCUCCAAAACCCCCAUGGCUGUCAGAAGCAGCGCCAGCAUCCGAGACAAGAUCUCCCAGUGGGAGGGCAAGACCGAGUCCGCCGCCGGGCCCUGUCCAGCGGCAGCAGCGGCAGCUGGACAGAGAGAGGCCGAUGGCAUGAGGAAGAAGGACAUCAAAAGCACCGAGAUUCAGAGGCGAGACAGUAGGAGGCUCGUCAGCUGGGAGAGACAGGACUCUGGCAAGGAGAACGGAGGAAAAAACAGUGACUCAAGGCCCAUGUCUCCCGAAGGCUUCGCUAGGGACCGGGAAAGCGUACUGGACAAGGGACUUCGUGGUAAAAUGCCGGAGACUGUCCAAGAUAAAAAAUCAGUUUCGACUCACAUUAAGAAACUGGAGCAGGCCAUGAAAGAGACGCCAAGCAAGCCCACCAUAGCGUUCCCUGGGAACUAUUUCUGCCCUCCUUCCAAGGAGGAGCAGGAGGAGGCGGAGAGGAAGGGGGUGGAGCCUAUUUUCGGGACACUGGAUGAAGCUCGACCCUCGAGUCGCAAUCGCCGAGGUCGCGAUGGAGACCCAGAGAACGUUUACACGGAGCCUGGGGUACCAUCCAUCAACCCCGUACCCAAACCCCAACGCACCUUCCAGCACCACACACCCCCGCCGGGCGCCCUAAUGUCCGCUGGAGGGUCGAUGAAAAGCAGACGCAACCUACCCCCUCUACCCUCAAUACCCCCACCACCACUGCCCACUUGCCCCCCACCUGGUGUCUGCAGAAGGCCCUGGGCAGACAGGCCUCGGGAUAGCAGCAACAGGAAGUCUUAUGAGUUCGAGGACCUGAUGCAGUCGUCCACCGAGAGCUGUCGGGUGGACUGGUAUGCCCAGGCCAAGCUGACCCUUACACGCACUUUAUCGGAGGAGAACGUCUACGAGGAUAUCCUAGAUCCUCCAUCAAAAGAAAACCCUUAUGAAGAUAUUGAAUUGGAGAGCCGUUGCCUUGGAAACAAAUGUCCCUUGCCUGUGUCACCCUCCUCCUCAAUUCCAGACACACCAUCUAAGCUCACCUCUAAGCCUGGAUUCUUCAGGCAGAACUCAGAGCGUCGCAGCUUCAAACUGCUGGAACUGCGUAAGACCAAUCGUGACGGGGGCAUUGCGUCACCCUCGCGCAUCAGCCCCCCGUCCACCCCCAGCAGCCCCGACGACACCCCCUGCCUCUCCGGAGACCCUUACAACCGCAGACGCAGGAAAAUCCCAAAGAUGGUGCUGAAGAUCAACGGCAUGUUUGAGGCGAGGAGAGGGAAGAAGAGGAUGAAGCGUGUCUCCCAGUCCACAGAGGCCAGCUCAGGGAGAGUGACUGAUGAGAACAGCGAAUCGGAAAGUGACACUGAGGAGAAACUGAAAGCCCACAGCCAGCGUUUGGUGUCGGUCCAGUCCAUGCUAAAACAGACGGGCCGAUACCGCACCCUUGAGCGAGACCUUAUGGACCUACAAGAGAGGAAGCUCUUUGAGUACUUCCUGGUGGUUGCGCUUCAUAAGAUGAAGGCCGGGGCACCUUACCUGCCGGAGGUGACCCAGCAGUUUCCGCUGAAGCUGGAGAGGAGUUUUAAAUUCAUGAGAGAAGCCGAGGAUCAGCUGAAGGUCAUCCCCCAGUUCUGCUUCCCUGAUGCUAAGGACUGGAUACCUGUUGACCACUUUCCCAGUGAGACCUUCUCGUUUGUCCUGACGGGUGAGGAUGGAAGUCGAAGAUUUGGUUACUGCCGCCGUUUGCUGCCCAGCGGCAAAGGAAGGCGCCUGCCCGAAGUCUACUGCAUCGUGAGCCGGCUGGGCUGUUUUGACCUCUUCUCUAAGAUCCUUGAUGAGGUGGAAAAGAGGAGAGCCAUUUCUCCAGCCCUGGUGCAGCCGUUCAUGAGAGGCAUCAUGGAGGCUCCUUUCCCAGCCCCGGGGAGAACCAUCACUGUGAAGAACUUUCUUCCAGGGUCAGGCACAGAGGUGAUUGAGCUGUGUCGGCCGGCAGACUCCCGCCUGGAGCACGUGGACUUCGAGUGCCUCUUCUCCUCCCUGAGUCUGCGCCUCCUGCUACGAGUCUUCGCCUCCCUCCUGCUGGAGCGUCGGGUCAUCUUCACUGCAGACAAGCUCAGUACGCUGUCUCAGUGCUGCCACGCGGUGGUGGUCCUCCUCUACCCCUUCACCUGGCAGCACACCUACAUUCCAGUGCUCCCCCCUGCUAUGAUGGACAUUGUGUGCACACCUACGCCUUUCAUUGUGGGCCUGCUGUCCAGCUCCCUGCCUCGUCUGAAAGAGCUGCCCAUUGAAGAGGUUCUGGUAGUCGACCUUGGCAACAGCCGUUUCCUCAGACAGUUGGAUGAUGAGGAGUCUAUUCUGCCUCACAAACUUCAAGCAGCUCUAGAACACGUUCUGGAGAAGAGGAAGGAACUGGCUAGUGACAAAGGAGACCUUCCCAAUGAGUCCAGCUCCUUGAGCACUGUGGUGUCCGAGGCCUUUGUGCGCUUCUUCGUGGAGAUAGUGGGCCACUACCCACUCUUCAUGGGCGGCGGGGAGCGUGAGGACGACUCGGCCUGCUCCUCCUCCCCGUCUCCCACCCCGUCCUCCUUCCAGCGCGAGGCCUUCCGCAAGGCGGUCACCUCCAAGAGCCUGCGGCGCUUCCUGGAGGUGUUCAUGGAGACGCAGAUGUUUGCUGGCUUUGUGCAGGAGAGGGAGCAUCGUCGGCAAGGCAUGAAAGGUUUGUUUGAAGUUCGGGCUCAAGACUACCUGGACUCAUUGCCAGGAAUCGAGAACCGUGGAGUCAAUAAGUUCCUAAAAGGUUUAGGAAAUAAAAUGAAAUUCCUCUCCAAGAAAUGAUGAGCGCACCCCUAUUCAGGAGAGGUCAAGAAGAAUGGAUGUACUUUUAUCAGCUUGUUGGACCAAACGCUCCCCAGAGUGGUGUGACCAGGGCGUCAGUUCCAGAAGUUGCGGAGCAUCACUGAGAUAGGGAGGAAACAAUACAAUGAUGUGGCACAAAACCAAGAAAGUCCGCAGAAAAGAUGGAAUACAACGCUCUGGCCAAGACAAAGAAAAAUGUCCAAUAAAUCCAAUAUCCUCUCUUGCCCAUUACACAUACACUGGCUGGUGGGCAAUGAGCAAGCAAGAAACAGGAUCCCAGUGCACAAGUCAUUCACAGUGCCAUGCCAUGACCUGCCGUCUCUGCUCUAUGUAGAGCCUAAAACCCCAUCCCUGAAUCCCCAAAACACCAGGACUCGCUUAAAAUGUUAGCCAUGUAGCCAAAGGAGAAAUUGCCUUUGUACAGUUCUCUUUCUCACAUCACGUCCAUAGUUUUGAACUCUUUCAAAAAUAGAGUACAACUUCUUUUAACACAGGAGACUUUAAAUUUAAUUUAUAUACUUUUAGACAAAUGCUAUGCCUUAGUUUUGAAAGAAUCCCCUUUACUGAAAGAAUAAAUGAAGUAGUUUUUCAUAACAUGUUAUUUAUCAUGGUGCGAUUCAUGUGAGGUUAUAAGAAAAUCUGUGCAUAGACUUGACAUGGGAAUGUGACUACGAAAUGGGGAGGUAACAAUCAGCAAAGAUACGUGGAUCACAAAAGUCACAGGAUUUUCUCUGUAGAGACUCUGAAAAGAAGAGAGAUUUGUAGAGAAUCAGAACCAAAUCUGAGGAGAGACUUGAUUUUGUUGACUCAGCCUACUGUUGUUCAAAAUAUUUUCAAAAACACCACUAGAUCUACUUAAACUUGAUUGAAAAGAAUGCAAUGAAAGUGUAAAUCAAAUAAAUUGAUUUUCCAUUUAAACCAA
Messenger RNA from Alosa alosa (allis shad), 4510 nucleotides. RefSeq names its product DENN domain-containing protein 2A. The transcript has 20 exons. The record is from RefSeq and is a predicted model, not a curated record. Gene Ontology annotation, cellular component: actin cytoskeleton. Bases 427 to 3567 code for a protein of 1046 amino acids. Gene Ontology annotation, biological process: retrograde transport, endosome to Golgi. Lineage: Eukaryota; Metazoa; Chordata; Actinopteri; Clupeiformes; Clupeidae.